This is a messenger RNA of Kluyveromyces lactis, 522 nucleotides long. RefSeq lists its product as uncharacterized. The record is from RefSeq and is a predicted model, not a curated record. Lineage: Eukaryota; Fungi; Ascomycota; Saccharomycetes; Saccharomycetales; Saccharomycetaceae. Bases 1 to 522 code for a protein of 173 amino acids. The transcript has a single exon.
AUGCAUUCUUUGAAUGUCGGCUACUUACCGUAUUUGCAGGUCAUAGGAAGUAAACUUGCCAUUGAUUUUUUGCCAAAUUCUUGUAGCGACCUCAAAGUGAGUGAACACCCCCCCCAGAAUACCUUUGUAGAUACCCAAGUUGGGUUUGCAUCUCGAGGACAGUGUUCGAAAUCUCAUAGGAAUCACUUCCACAGAACGCCGUGUAGUGUUGAACUAAAAGCUCUCCCAGAACGGUUACUAUUUCAAUUUUCAGCUGCUAAAUUUUUGCGGGGUAACAGGAAUGAGUGUACAACUUGUUCUUCCGUGCCGUACUUUAACAAAAAAAAAACAGCUUGCAUUCUGCAACCAUUGUUUCUUCCUCUCCCUUCAAAGGAACCCAGAAAAGGGUGCGGUAGAAAAGAAGGGCUGAUUACCAGUUAUAUAUAUAGUUAUGAUUCGUGCUUCUAUGGAAACAACCGAGCGAGAACACACAAGAAUGUUGAACAUGAUGGGCUAAUGAGCUGGCUUUGUACUUGUUCUUGA